Messenger RNA from Dentiscutata erythropus, 348 nucleotides. The record is from the annotation of a GenBank genome assembly. NCBI's taxonomy places the organism in Eukaryota, Fungi, Glomeromycota, Glomeromycetes, Diversisporales, Gigasporaceae.
AUGUUUGCAAAAUUAGAACCACUAGCAUCUCAUAUUCAUAAAGUUUCACAACAACUUUACAUUCCUGCUUCGAAUCUUGCUAUAGAUGAAAUGAUUGUAUGCUUCUCAGGGAGAAGCGCUCAUACUUUUCGAAUUAAAAACAAGCCAACACCUGAAGAUUAUCGAAUUUUAUCAUUAUGCGAGUCUGGAUACACUUAUUCAUUUAUGUUUACAUCAAGAAUAGAAUCUUCACAUGUUGAUCUGAUUUCUAAUAUUAAUAAAACGGGUUUAGAAGUACCAGUUACUAUACUUACAACAAUUCAUGUAAUUGAAGGAGAAGAUAGUGGAAUUAAAAGAGACUGGAGGUGA